GCGGCUGUACUUUUGGAUCCGGAGUCAAGUUCAGCAGAGCCCUGGGCUACAGGGUCAGCAGCAGAUCGCGCCCACUCCAGGCGCCCAGCUCACAGGGGAGCCUCAGUGCGGAGGCAAGCCCUGGUCUCUGGUCCUCCCCUGGGCUCUCCCACACCCCAUCCUCUGUCAGAGAGAAGAAGCCAGAGAAAGCGAGACUGGCCGGGGAGGAGAAAGGCGCGCGCGCGUGGGCGCCGGGGAAUAGGCGAUGUCCACCGGCUCGGUGAGUGACCCCGAAGACUCGGAGAUGAGGGGGCUGCAGAGGGUCUACCCGGCCCCGGCCUCCAAGAGGCCGCCCCUGCUCCGCAUGGAGCGCGGUUACGGCUCGCCCAGCGACAUUUCUUCUGCGGAAGAGGAGGACGGUGAAGAGGAGCCCGGCUCCCUGGGAGCCGCGGGAGGAUGCAAGAGGAAGCGGCUCCGUGGGGCUGACGCUGGCGGCGCAGGUGGCCGCGCAGGCGGUGCGGGGAAGAAGCCGCUCCCGCCUAAGGGCUCGGCCGCAGAGUGCAAGCAGUCGCAGCGGAAUGCGGCCAACGCCCGCGAACGCGCCCGGAUGCGCGUGCUGAGCAAAGCCUUCUCCAGACUGAAGACCAGCCUGCCCUGGGUGCCGCCCGACACCAAGCUUUCCAAACUGGACACGCUGCGCCUGGCUUCCAGCUACAUCGCGCACCUGCGCCAGCUGCUGCAGGAGGACCGCUACGAGGACAGCUAUGUGCACCCUGUGAACCUGGUAGGGAUGCUGCGCUCGAGGCCGGGGGACAGCAGCCCAGAGCGCUACCCGGGCCCAGGGCUGGCUCGGCCCCAGACGAAGAGCCAAGAGGGGAGGUUUCUGGAACCAGUGAAAAAUCAUGUGGGCAACCCAUGAGGAAAGCAUGAAGACGUGGCCAUUCGUGGUCUCUGGACGCCCAGACUCUGACAGCAAAGACGUUUCUGCAGCCAACAGGCUUUGUGGAACUUCCGCUUAGAGGGACAGGGCAGUUAGAUGGAUUGUGGUAAACGCAAAGGACUGGGCCAAGGAAGUCCCACUGGAUUCUGGACCUUCUCCUUUCCCUGGGCCUGUGAACAAGACAGGAGACAAGUGUGGUUUGCCCUCCUGGAGCGCAGGUGGCCAUGGGUGCCCCAAAUCAGUGCAAACUUCUGUAACCAAAGAAAGCCCAGUUUCAGGGGAAGAAUACGUGGACCAGGUAAAAACCUAGGGCUUUAGCUCUGAUCACAACCCCCUGCCUGCUAUCUGAGUCCAGUGCAGAAACGGGUUGGUUUUGAAGCUAAUCUUGAUUGCCUUGUGGUUGAUGGCAAGGUCCUGCACAGCCAGGUCCUUCUGUGACCGUGGAUGAGAGCUGUUUCCCAGCACUAGAAAGAAGGCCGGCAUUAGAGCUCUUCGGGGGCCUGUCACUAAGGGCAGUGUUGCUACAGACAGUGGCAUACUCUUCCUGGGCAGGACAUGUUGAGGUGGAGACAUUAACUCCAGGUGCUGGUUUUGCUCGAAAUCUCUGCAGACUGGGGUUCAUUUCCUGAGUUCCCUCCUCUGUUUAAUCAGUGUUGGGUCUCCAUUCAGUGAGUGCAGCUUGUUUAUGGGGUCUCAGCUCCUUCCCACCCACACUGUCCCCUAUUUGGGGACAUGUGCUUCACCCCUCUAAUUGUCUCACCCUGCCACAGCAUAGCCUUCUGUGGGGUUCCUGGUCUUUCAGGGAUGUACUAUUCUUCCUGGUCCAAGGACUGUGUGUGGUGGGUGGCUGGGGCUAGGGCUGGUCUCUAUUAUACUGGUUUCUACCCAGUACAUGGUGCUUAGUGGUCCUGGCAAUGCUGCACUAUCAUGGUAACUAACAUAUGUAAAUAAAUUUAUUUUUUAUGGACAAAA
Mus musculus (house mouse) is the source of this 1891-nucleotide messenger RNA. RefSeq names its product musculin (gene Msc). Bases 245 to 898 code for a protein of 217 amino acids. Lineage: Eukaryota; Metazoa; Chordata; Mammalia; Rodentia; Muridae. Gene Ontology annotation, biological process: muscle structure development; regulation of transcription by RNA polymerase II. Gene Ontology annotation, molecular function: sequence-specific double-stranded DNA binding; RNA polymerase II cis-regulatory region sequence-specific DNA binding; protein dimerization activity. The transcript is spliced from 3 exons. Gene Ontology annotation, cellular component: nucleoplasm; nucleus. The record is from RefSeq and is marked validated.